GACAGAACUUUCGAACACAGUUAGGUCGUUCAGGCCUAGCUCUUAUUAUUCAAAAUACAGCGUAGUUUAGAAGGAAAAACAAAACCUACAGAAAUUUUCGGCCUUCACUUCUCAUCUAGCCUAAACGUAAGGUUGGUUGAUUGAUUGUACAUUACACUAAUAAUCUAGCCGCGCGCAAGCAUCCUAGCAUAAAAACACGUGUUCCUUUCCGUAUCCCGCACCUCAAGAACCUUGGAACGCGGCUAGAGCCACGUGACAGGCGCGUGGACGCGGCUCUUCCCCGGCAACCGCAAAUGACAAGCUUCAAUGUCAACACUGAGAGCACACUCGGCGGCAUCUACAACGACAAACACUCCACCAUGAACACUCUGGAAUGUGCCUGUCCAUGAUUUAUUCCAUUCCCCGUCUAAGCUACUGUCUUGCUAAUGCCAGAGGGAUAAUGGUAUUUUCCAUAGGACCUUGCGGAAACACCGAAUGGAGUCUGUUAUCUGGGGUUACCACCCCCCAUGACCCCGACAUCAACAAAUGACGCUCUCUCGGGAUAUCCCAGGGAGAUUCUCUGGAACAUAACUAUUUAUUUCCUUCUCGAUGAAACUUUCCUCUUCGCAAUGACACAUGGCGAGUGAAUGAUCGCAAAAUGACGCAACUUGAACGUGAUUGCUACAAGAAAUACAAAAACGCCACUUUGACGCGCCGCAUUCAUUUUCUCAUUUCCUUCAUUCUAACAUACGUUUUUGUUCCUCUCGUUCCUCCUUAUCUCCGCACAGACUAUGAAGUAUCUUGUUUUGAGAUCAGGUCCAAUAUUCAGUUUGGUAUCGAUGUCACCUCGGUUGUCCUGAAGUAUCGAUUCAAUAGAACCCGUCACCAGUUUCUUCUUCCCUACGCCAUUCCUCCCUGUGAGCAUUAGGUCCCACUAAUACUGUUACUUUCCUAUGCUAGAAGACAUGUCAUUAUUCGGUCAACCAGGAAUCCCUCUGCUUGGCGAGCAUUUGGAAUUGAUGCAACAGGAUGAUUCUACUUUUCUGGAACUUGCACUGCAUCCAGACGUUUUAUCUUCAGAGUGUAGGACAGACACUUGCCACACCGAAUCUUCGUCGAAAUCCGUGACACCCGCCUUUUUUGAGCAAAAAAGUUACUCAAGCCCAGCAGAUGAUGUCAAUGCUUCCCCUGUGACGCCAUGGAAUAGCAGCCCUACGCAAAUUUAUCCCCCAGCUACGAACUCAGAUACACAGGAACUUUACGACGCCUUAAAUUUCAGCGAGUGGUGCCAUGAUAUCAUAAAUUAUGCGAGCCCUUGCCCAGAUCCUCUUGGCGAGACAUCUUGGGGCCAAGGUGUUCUGGAUACAGGGCCCCUUGGCUCUCUAUCCCGUUUCAUGCCCAGCUCCCCUUCACGGAUUCGAUCCAGCGUCCCUCUUCCAAGCUUCGAUAAAGAUUCUCCCCCGGACUUAUCUCAGAUUGAUUUCGAAAAGCUGAUAGAUUCCCAUGAAUUGUUGCCAGAUCUGACCUUAACUCCAGGAGCAUCCCAUCAGGCCGAGCAGAACUUUGAGAACAAACGCGAGCGCUCGGACUCCUGCCUCGCGAAUCCUACAUUCAAACCUCCACGGAAGAAAAAACCCGUGUUGGUGCGCGAAUAUAACUUACGAAAACUACCCUCUAGAAUGUUGAAAGAUCCUGCAAUCCAGGACAAAGGGUCUAAAAAUAUACGCAGACAUCUAUCAAGCUAGGUAAGAAACCUGCCUCGGAUGAGCGUGAUAAUCGAAAGACGCGAUCUGCGCGUCUAUCUAGCAGGAUCCAGCUGAAGGCGCAUCAUAUGCCUAGAUGACUGAGGGAAACAGAUUGAUUCUGUCUUCUCCUCUCUUUGCAUAUGCUCCGCCAGGAUUGAAGAGUUUAGUUGUGCUCUUCUUCAUUUUCAAGCUUUAUUCCGUUUUUUCUCUCCUGCAUUAGCAUUUUCGUGACGUCAUUGUUUAACAUCGCCAAGGAAUUCCUAAUUGAGCCUGCUGGAUCUGCAGGCAGUUACAGUAAUCUGUUAAAUCUUCAGCUCAAUAAGGAAAGUGCGGAGCUGGUUGUGAUCUAGAUCCCUGUGGGGCAUUUCGACUUUUUCCUCUUCUUGAUCUACCAUUCAGACCACUCCAAAUGGGUUUCGAAAUUCGAAACAACCAGUUCCGUUCAAUUCGUGCCCGGAAUUUUGUUUUGGUUUGGAUAUCAAUUUAUUUUGGUCAUUCAUUUUUAAUAUUUUUUGCGAGAUGUAUUUUUUUUGCCAUUUGGGUGUUGUUGUAUUUGUGGGUUUUGCAUGUCUGCCAAAGUGCCGGCUGAGAGGAUUUUUGCUUGCUGUGUUCUUUGAGCUCUCUUUCUUUCUAUAACUUCCUUUCCACAGUUUCUCAAACGAUAUUCCGAUACAAGUUACGUUGUGCAAAUUUUGUAAUAUUACAACAUGGACGCGAUCGCAGACUUGAGGUGAGUUCGCUUGUGUAGUGAGUGACUCCAGAGGGAUAAUUCUCUUCCGAGUGAGGGUGCAUUUCCAUUGCUUUCUGUUGUCUAUUGCUAAUUUUCCUUUGCACUUAAUACUCCGAGAUAAAAAAAGAAGAAGAAGAAAAGGUAAUAAGCUCAUAGCCAGGUAACCCAUGUUCAUUAACCAGGUAGUUCCGCAAAAAAUGCCCGCCAUUCGCUUCUAUCCAUUGGUCCAUUCGUCGCAUAAAUAUCCUUUACUCAUCACUGGAGCUCAACCCGCCCAAUGCCCAUCCCCACCAAUAGAUUCCUCACCAUCGUCGUUCCCAUCCAUAUCCAUAUCAUCCAUAUCCUCAUCCAACCCCUCAAAAACCAUAAAUUUCUCCCCAGUCGCCUCCGUCUCCUCAGGCACCACGUUCCCAUCCUGGACCUCACACUCCUUCAGCACAGACUCGCGCCCAAUCUUGCUGCGCCGCCCAAUAAUACAGCCCGUAAGCUGACAGCGCUCAUCCACCACCACGCCAUCCAUCAGCAGGCAGCGCGUGAGUCGCGCACCCGUCGCAAUCCGGCAGUUGGCGCCAAUCACGCACUCCUUUAUCACGCAUUUUUCCUCCACGGUCACGUUCUCGGCGAUUAGGCAGUCGGCCUUGGUGACUGUGCACCGCUGGGCGAUGCCGGCUGGAUGGGCGAUUUUGUUCAUGUGCGCAAAGGGGGAGGCUGCUUCGCGCCCAACUUCGGCGAUUGGGUCGAGUUUCGCGAGGCGGAGGGAGAUGGAGAGGAGAAGGGCGGAGCUAUCGACGCGCCGGAUUAGAGGAGCAGAGGGUUGUGAGGGGUGGACGUAGGCGAGGAUUGGGGGCACGGUGAGUUUCCCUGGGGACGUUGGGUUGGGUUUGGUUGUAUCUUGUUGGAAGGUGAAGGCACGCUGGGGCAAAGAGGGUCGAGUCUGCUUCUGUGUUGCACUGCUGCCGUCCGGGUUGACGGUGGAGUGGGAUAUUGAUUUUGUGGUAGACAUGGCUGAGAGGUCGAUUUCUUCCUCGACACGUUCUUCGGCUUCGAACGAAUGGCUGUUGGUAUCCUGGUUGGCGAAGACUUCUCGUAGGCCUAAUUUCUCGCCUAGGCCCGUUUGCCAUUCGGCCUUGGCCCACCAUCCGAUCAAAUCUUCGCUGACGCUUUCAAACUUCUCGUUUCUUUGGGCCAUAUCUUUCACCCAGUAUGAGAAUAAGUAGAUAUGAGCAUCCCGGUAGGUGGUUAGGAGCUUCACUCUCCCAUGACUUCUCAGGAGUGAGUGACGGAUCAAGAAAGCCUUCUUCUUGGCCAUUGUAUUUUUCAGUGUAUCCAUUGGCGCCGCAUAGACAAGUUUUGAUAAUGAGGCGCGCACCGAUCCGUUUCCUCCUGGUCCACCGUUCAAAACGAGAGCAUCAUCUGCAUCCAGGGGUGCCACGGCCAGGAAAUCGGCCACGUCCCCUUUAAUCUUCUCUUCUUUAGACGUUGGCAUGGGGUACCAUACCCCGAGGCCACCUCUUCUUCCACCAUGCUCGCCGCCAACGCCCACCAUGCUGGAAAUGCGGCUUGAGAAUGCCUCACCGACUGACGAGCCAUCCAGAGCCCCUUGGCUCGACAUCCACGCUUCGAGGAGUGAUUCGCCAAGUAGGUCGCAUAUUAGGUCGCAAGGAAGAAGCAUAAAAUCGGACUUGAUGCAUGAUUGCACUUCAGGUAGUCGCAGGAGCUCCGAGGUGCCGGUAGUAAAUGUUAGGUCUCGAGGCGCAAGCACUGAGGGGGAGGGAGAAGGUAGAGAUGUAAGAUGUGGAUUUUGCGAUAGUGCGGCCUCUAACGCGGACUGGCUUGAUUGCGGCGUUAUGAGAGUUAUAUCUGGGGGGUUUAUUAGAACAUUGCAUAUAAUAGGAAUUGGACAUGAGAUUGUUGAUUGAAUGAUAUUUGCAGUUGAUUGGGGUAUAAGGGCUGGUUUCUUUUAUUCUAGUUGGGGUUCCAAAGUACGGGAUCCGCAAAGGCAACCCAAUCCCAAUAUGUUAAAUCAUUUUUUUUUGAUCCCAUCCGUAUGACAG
This is a messenger RNA of Blastomyces gilchristii SLH14081, 4508 nucleotides long. RefSeq lists its product as uncharacterized. Bases 933 to 1724 code for a protein of 263 amino acids. The record is from RefSeq and is a predicted model, not a curated record. The transcript has a single exon. NCBI's taxonomy places the organism in Eukaryota, Fungi, Ascomycota, Eurotiomycetes, Onygenales, Ajellomycetaceae.